Messenger RNA from Mus musculus (house mouse), 3318 nucleotides. RefSeq names its product eukaryotic translation initiation factor 2A (gene Eif2a). NCBI's taxonomy places the organism in Eukaryota, Metazoa, Chordata, Mammalia, Rodentia, Muridae. The record is from RefSeq and is a predicted model, not a curated record. Gene Ontology annotation, molecular function: tRNA binding; ribosome binding; translation initiation factor activity. Gene Ontology annotation, cellular component: eukaryotic translation initiation factor 2 complex; cytoplasm. The coding region runs from base 1597 to 3003 and encodes 468 amino acids. The transcript is spliced from 14 exons. Gene Ontology annotation, biological process: response to amino acid starvation; regulation of translation; ribosome assembly.
UUCUCUUUCCGGGACAAGAUGGCGCCGUCCACACCGCUGUUGACAGUCAGAGGAUCAGAGGGACUGUACAUGGUGAAUGGACCACCACACUUCACAGAAAGCACGGUGCUUCCCAGAGAAUCUGGAAGAAAUUGCAAAGUGUACACUUUUAGUAAGGAUGGGACAUUGUUUGCCUGGAGCAAUGGAGAAAAGUUAGUGUCCAUUUGUCGAAAAUGUUCUGUGCAGCAUGAGACCAUAGCUGGCAUGACUAGAGAUACAUGUAUUCGGUUAUCAUUGGUAAAGCCUGUCUUUUAUUGUCACGUGGAGUGAGAGUACUUUGAACAUCUUCGAGAUUUUUUUUUAAUAUAUGCCAUAAAUUGAAUUAUAUAGUGACUUAGAAUUAAGAAUUACUGUGAGAAAAAUUAUUACUGAGGAAACCAAAAGUUAUUUGAAAUCGUGUUCUAAAUUACUGGUUAGGAUUCUUAAAUUUACUACUACCAUUUAGAAAAUAAUUAUUUUUUCACUUGUUAACUUUGGACUCAGAUAUUUUGUAUUUUUGCUGUUAAAUCAGUAACUAAAGUUUUAGUAUUAGUUUUCUUGUAUAUAGAAGCAUAGAAAUUAUUCAAAAGGAUUAGUAUAAUUUAUAUUAUAGAAGGUAUCAGAUUACAAAAUUGAUCUUAUAAGAAAAUAUUUAAAUAGUCAUAUUUUUCUUAAAACCAGUUCUUUUGAAUUUUUCACAAAGUCACUACAAUAUUUCACAGAUCAAAAAAUGUUCAACCAUUUGCUCCUUAUUUUUCUUUUGUUUUCAACUACAUUAUGGUUAUACUGUUAGGCUUUUCAAAGGAGAAAAACUAUAUGCAUUAGCCUGGAAGUAUGAAUUGAGCAGUUUUUUAUGGUGGUGAUAUAUUAUAAAAUCUUCUAAAAGUCAGAUCAAAUGUGGUUAACCAUUAAAGGCUGUUAAAUUAGUUGAUUCACUUUUUAAGUUAUUAACUCAAACUAUAAAAUAUUUUCAUUAUAUAUAAAUAUAUAAUAUAAUCUUAGCCACAAUGUUAAGGGUGUUUUGUUUUUUGUUUUGUUUUGUUACUGAGUCUCUCUACAUAGCCCUGGCUAUCCUCAGACUCACUAUGUAGACCAGGCUGGCCUGGUACUCACAGAGAUCCACCUGCCUCUGCUCCGAGUGCUGUGAUUAAAGGUGUGUGCCAGUUUACCCACCUCAGUUUCUUUUCAAUUAUAUAUUUACAUAUAUAUGUGGGUUAUGGGUGUUUUGCCCACACAUGCAUCUGUGUACCAUGUGUGUACUGCCCUUGGAGGCCAGAAGAGCCAUCAGACCUGGUUUUGGAGUUCAUCGUGUGAGUGCUGGCACUCCAACAAGGGUCCUCUGGAAGAACAGCCACUGCUCUUAACCUCUGAGCCAUCUCUGCAGUUCGACCCUGGAAGUUAAAUAUAGGAAAAGUAAAUAUAAUCAAUGUCGCUAACAAGGGACUACUGCACUCCUUCGACCUCCCAAAAGCAGUUUGCCUUGAAUUCUCACCAAAUAACACUGUCCUGGCAACGUGGCAGCCUUACACUACUUCUAAAGAUGGCACUGCUGGGACGCCUAACCUACAACUUUAUGACAUGAAAACUGGAGCAUGUUUGAAAUCGUUCAUCCAGAAAAAAAUGCAAAAUUGGUGUCCUUCCUGGUCAGAUGAUGAAAUUAUUUGUGCCCGGAAUGUUAACAACGAAGUUCACUUCUUUGAGAACAACAAUUUUAACACAAUUGCAAAUAAAUUACAUUUGCAAAAAGUUAAUGACUUUAAUUUAUCACCUGGAACCCAACCUUAUAAGGUGGCAGUUUAUGUCCCAGGAAGUAAAGGUGCCCCCUCAUUUGUUCGACUGUAUCAGUAUCCCAACUUUGCCGGACCUCAGGCAGCACUGGCCAAUAAAAGCUUCUUUAAAGCUGAUAAGGUUACAAUGCUGUGGAAUAAAAAAGCUACUGCUGUGCUGGUAAUAGCCAGUACAGAGGUUGACAAGACAGGAGCCUCCUACUAUGGAGAACAAACACUGCACUACAUUGCAACAAAUGGAGAAAGUGCUGUGGUACAAUUACCAAAAAAUGGCCCAAUUUAUGAUGUAGUUUGGAAUUCCAGUUCUACUGAGUUUUGCGCUGUUUAUGGUUUUAUGCCUGCGAAAGCAACAGUUUUCAACCUGAAGUGUGAUCCUGUGUUUGACUUUGGGACUGGUCCUCGCAACGCAGCCUUCUAUAGCCCUCAUGGACAUAUAUUAGUGCUGGCUGGAUUUGGAAAUCUUCGAGGACAAAUGGAAGUAUGGGAUGUUAAAAACUACAAGCUUAUUUCUAAGCCAGUGGCUUCUGAUUCUACAUAUUUUGCCUGGUGCCCAGAUGGUGAGCAUAUCUUAACAGCCACAUGUGCUCCUAGGUUACGUGUUAAUAAUGGGUAUAAGAUCUGGCAUUAUACUGGCUCUCUUUUGCAUAAGUAUGAUGUGCCAUCAAAUGGAGAAUUAUGGCAGGUUUCUUGGCAGCCAUUUUUGGAUGGAAUAUUUCCAGCAAAAACGAUAAAGUACCAAGCAGUUCCAAGUGAAGUGCCUAGUGAGGAGCCUAAAGUUGCAACAGCUUAUAGACCUCCAGCCUUAAGAAAUAAGCCAGUCACCAAUUCCAAACUGCAUGAAGAGGAACCUCCCCAGAAUAUGAAGCCACAUCCAGGAAGUGACAAGCCAUUAUCAAAAACAGCCCUUAAAAAUCAAAGGAAGCAUGAAGCUAAAAAAGCUGCAAAACAGGAAGCAAGAAGUGAUGCGGCUCCUACUCCUGUCCCACAGAGUGCACCACGGAACACGGUCACCCAGUCUGCUUCUGGUGAUCCUGAAGUAGACAAAAAAAUUAAGAAUCUAAAGAAGAAACUGAAAGCCAUAGAGCAGCUAAAAGAGCAGGCAGCCGCCGGGAAACAGCUAGAAAAAAAUCAGUUGGAGAAAAUUCAGAAAGAGACAGCCCUUCUCCAAGAGCUUGAAGAUUUGGAAUUGGGAGUUUGAAGACUCACAGAAAGUGAAUUUGUUGGCAGGAAACACUAUAAGCAAGUCUCUUAAGCCCAUGGUGUUCAUGGAAUUGCCAUAUGCCCACUGUUAACAUCAGUCUAUAUUUUUAACCAUUUAUCCAAGGUUGAAUAUGUAUAAUUAUCUAAUGAUGUCUAUUCAAUUGACUUUACAUCUGCAUUCUGUAUCAUGUCAGUAUGUAAUAAAGAGAGAUGAUUUUUUCCAGAUAAGCUUAAUAAAUUGACAGACAUUUGGUUUUUUUUUAAAUGGGUAAUAGUAUUUCCUAUGUAAACAAAUAAAGACAUUUUAAAUUUG